Physella acuta is the source of this 1482-nucleotide messenger RNA. RefSeq names its product GPI-anchor transamidase. Gene Ontology annotation, molecular function: GPI-anchor transamidase activity. Gene Ontology annotation, biological process: proteolysis; attachment of GPI anchor to protein. The record is from RefSeq and is a predicted model, not a curated record. Gene Ontology annotation, cellular component: GPI-anchor transamidase complex. NCBI's taxonomy places the organism in Eukaryota, Metazoa, Mollusca, Gastropoda, Physidae.
UACAAACAAAGAUGGCAGCCCCCAUGGCUGCUUCAGUUAAUCGAUCAGUGUCUUUUGUGUUUAUCAUCUUUAUUGUGUUACAUUUGUUAAAUACACAUCGAACCGAAGCAGUUUCGGAGGAAAAUGUGGAGGAGUUUUUCACAAGUGGUCACACCAAUAACUGGGCUGUCCUGGUUGACACUUCAAGGUUUUGGUUUAAUUACAGGCAUGUGGCCAAUGUGCUAUCCAUCUAUCGCAGUGUCAAACGUUUGGGCAUUCCUGACAGUCAAAUAAUUUUGAUGAUUGCUGAUGACAUGGCUUGUAAUCCAAGAAACCCAAGACCAGCAACUGUGUUCAACAAUGCUAACCAGAAUAUUAAUGUUUAUGGUGAUGAUGUGGAGGUUGAUUAUAGGGGAUAUGAGGUUACUGUUGAAAAUUUUAUUCGGGUACUCACUGGGCGACUACCUCCUAGCACACCACGAUCAAAGAGGUUGCUGUCAGAUGAACGCAGCAACAUUUUAGUCUACAUGACAGGCCAUGGUGGUGAUGGGUUCUUGAAGUUUCAAGAUUCUGAAGAAGUUUCUAAUGUAGAGCUAGCUGAUGCUUUUGAACAAAUGUGGCAAAAACAAAGGUACCAUGAGCUGUUUUUUAUGAUUGACACUUGUCAAGCCGAGUCAAUGUUCCAAAAGUUUUACUCCCCCAACUUGUUGGCAGUUGCAAGCAGCAGAGUUGGAGAAGAUUCACUCUCACACCAUGUAGACCCAGCCCUUGGUGUCUAUGUGAUAGAUCGCUACACUUACUAUGCUUUAGAAUUCCUUGAGACUGUCAAACCAGGAUCAAAGAAAACCAUGGCCCAAUUUUUUAGAGUCUGCCCAAAAAGUGUGUGUAUAAGUACAGUUAGUACUAGAGUUGAUUUGUUCAAGAGAAAUGUUGCUGACACCCUGCUGACUGACUUCUUUGGAAGUGUGAGAAAUGUAGAGCUUCUUCAAGAGAGCAUUUCAUUAAUAAAGAAAAAUACAACAAAAGUAGAGGACACAAAACAAACCUGCAACAAAGAUACAUGCCCUGAGAAAGUGAGCAAGUUUUCCUAUGUAGACCAGUUUCCUAAACUUCUUAUUUAACUAUUAUGUUGUGUAAGUUUUUGCUAAGUAAAAAAGAGAGAAAAUGUGCUGUGUAUGUAUAUUGUUAUGACUGUUUAUCAUGUUACAUCUUGAUAUAGUUAUUGUGAGGUUGGCAUUUAUUUUUUGCAUUUUACUUAGUAGACAAAUGGGCCAUGCUAUUUACCUUGUUUCUGAAUAUGGUAUAAAUGAAUGAUUUCAUGGUAUCAUUGAAGAGAAUAUGUAUCAUCUGUGUAUGCUUUGAGUACUUUGAAUAUAUGCUUUUUUUUUAAUUUUCCAGUGCCAGGUGUUUUAUAUGUACAUUAUGUUGAAAAUUUGGUUUUAUAUUUAGUGAAUUAAAGUUACAUACUUUGCAAAUAAAUUAUUGAAUUUAAAUUUCUACAUA